This is a messenger RNA of Camellia sinensis, 514 nucleotides long. NCBI's taxonomy places the organism in Eukaryota, Viridiplantae, Streptophyta, Magnoliopsida, Ericales, Theaceae. The record is from RefSeq and is a predicted model, not a curated record.
UCAUUAGGAAAAUUCUGGAAAAAAGAUGGCAACACCUGAGAUGGAGCUUAAGAACUCCAUGGACCCUAUUAUCCGGACAACCUACACACAAUUGAAGGAUGUUCAUAAUAGUGUGAGGUGCUCAACUAUUUAUCCUGAGAAGUUCCCAGGAAAUGUCCCACAUUGGGGAUCAGGAAAUUGUGAUGAUGACAUGUGUCAGAUUGAUGAUGAAGAUGAUCUUGUGAUUGGAGCAUCAGGAAAGUUUGAUUUUACUUUACUUUCUGAUGAUUUUAAUAAGAGGUUUAAUCCUAUGUUUGAGCCGAACGAUAAUUGGCCAUGCAAGUUUGAUGACACUCCAGAGAAGUUCCCAGGAAAUGUCCCACAUUGGGGAUCAGGCAAUUGUGAUGAUGACAUGUGUCGGAUAGGUGAUGAAGAUGAGUUUGUGAUUGGAGCAUCAACAAAGUUUGGUUCUGCUUUAGUUUCUGAUGAUUUUAAUAAGGUAACAUAUUACUUUUAUGUCCUACAACAAAUAUAA